GCUCACGAGGAAACGUCACUUCCGGCGUGUGCGCCUGGCGUCCGUGCGUCGCGGGAUGGCUGCUCUGAGGAGUUGGCUGUCCCGAAGCGUGUCGUCCUUCUUAAGGUACAGGCGGUGUGUUCCUGUCGCGGCUAACUUGAAGCGCUGUUUCUCGGCCUCCGUGAGACCAUGGCACAAAACCGUGGCCGUUGGAUUUGGGGUGGCCCUGUGUGCAGUCCCUAUCGCCCAGAAAGCGGAACCCCAUUCCCUCAGUAACGAGGCACUGAUGAGGAGAGCGGUGUCUCUGGUGACAGACAGCACCUCCACCUUCCUCUCGCAGACCACCUACGCGCUGAUCGAAGCCAUCACUGAGUACACUAAGGCCGUUUACACAUUGGUCUCUCUGUACCGACAGUACACAAGCUUACUCGGGAAGAUGAACUCCCAGGAGGAGGAUGAGGUGUGGCAGGUGAUCAUCGGAGCCAGGGUCGAGAUGACUUCAAAACAGCAAGAGUACUUGAGGCUGGAGACCACUUGGAUGACCGCGGUUAGUCUUUCCGAGAUGGCAGCAGAAGCCGCGUACCACACCGGAGCAGACCAGGCCUCCAUAACUGCCAGGAAUCAUGUUCAGCUGGUGAAGUCACAGGUGCAGGAGGUGCGCCAGCUCUCCCAGAAAGCAGAAACCAAGUUGGCAGAAGCACAGACGGAAGAGCUCCGUCAGAAAACACAGGAGGGCGACGACAGGGCUGAGGCGGAGCAGGAGGCCUACCUGCGUGAGGAUUGAGGGCCUGAGCCGCUGCGCAUGUCUGCCCACUCCACCUGGGCUCGGCACAGCUUUCUCUGCACCACGAGGCGGCGGCAGGUCCUGCCCUGGCCCAUCGGGCCUGAGGCCUGUGUGGGCUGCGAGUGCCCAACCCCUCCUCCUGAUCUCAGGCUCGUACUGGACCUGGUUCCUAGCCCGGGGCACAGCACCCCAUUUACCAUUGCACCCCACUCAACACAGCUGUCCUCCCACCCAGAGCAUCUCACCAACCUGGCCGGAGAAAGGGGUUCUUUUUUGUCAUAGGCAGAAGUUUUGUAGUUCUUUUAACCUGUUUCCAAUAGUAUUCAAUUUUCAAAUAGUAUUUGCUCCCCCCAUAGACAUGUGAGUUUUGGGGAGAGAGGGGGCCUGUCCUGCUUUUCUGUUUCUUUGUGAGCGUUUUCUGGCCCGGCCCCUCUGCUCCGUGCGGCCAGCUCAGGCCAGGGAGCCAAACGUCCCUUCUUAGGAGGCCAUGCAGAAGUUUACCUGGGACUCAGCAGGACUGCUCCAACACACGCUUCUCCCCCCCCCCCCCCCCAAUUUCUCUACUGUGUAUGAAGGAGAAUGUUUUUUUGCAUUUAAAAAAAAUGUGUAUGUGUU
This is a messenger RNA of Artibeus jamaicensis (Jamaican fruit-eating bat), 1378 nucleotides long. It is a transcript of the gene DIABLO, whose product is annotated as diablo IAP-binding mitochondrial protein. NCBI's taxonomy places the organism in Eukaryota, Metazoa, Chordata, Mammalia, Chiroptera, Phyllostomidae. Gene Ontology annotation, cellular component: mitochondrion. The record is from RefSeq and is a predicted model, not a curated record. Gene Ontology annotation, biological process: neuron apoptotic process; intrinsic apoptotic signaling pathway in response to oxidative stress. The transcript has 6 exons. The coding region runs from base 56 to 763 and encodes 235 amino acids.